Molecule: messenger RNA, 1635 nt
Organism: Linum tenue
Lineage: Eukaryota; Viridiplantae; Streptophyta; Magnoliopsida; Malpighiales; Linaceae
Source: the annotation of a GenBank genome assembly
AUGGCUCAUCUCGCACGGCGGCCAGCUGGAAAGCUGAUGGAAGUCGUGGUGAAGUCCGUGGAGAACAUAAAACCAGCAUCGUCGUCGUCGGGAUUCGAGAUCAGAAAGCCGUAUAACCUCUGCCUCCUCGACCAGCUCAUGAGCUCUAUCUACACUUCAUUCGUCUUCUUCUACCCUGCUUCGUCGGCGGCAAACAGCCACGGACCAGCUUCACCGCCGGCCGACCAACUGAAAGCCUCACUGUCCAAGACCCUGAAUCCAUUCUACCCGCUCGCCGGGCGGGUGAGGGACAAUCUCGUCAUCGACAACUUCCAAGCCGGCGUCCCGAUCUCCGAAGCUCGAGUCGCCGGCCGAACCCUCUCGGAGUUCCUAUCGCCCCCUGACCUCGACCUGCUCGGCGAAUUGGUCCCGUUCGAGCCACUGUGCGUUCUCCAGACACCGAGCACCGAAUUCGACGACCAUCCGCAGCUCGCCGUCCAGGCGAGCACGUUCGACUGCGGAGGGACCGCAAUCGGGCUCAACUUUCACCACAAGAUCGCCGACGGGGGCACCAUCACCGCGUUCCUCGAGAAUUGGGCCGCCAAUGACAAAAAAAUCGGCGGCUCAAAAUCAAAUCACGAACAACUGCCGGAUCUGAACAGAGCAUCCUCUGUUUUCCCUCCCAGACGGUCCAUCCCGCCGCGAAUCGCCAGCUUCAACGCCGAAUUGCUCUUCCAGAACCUCCGGAGGACGGCCACCAGGAGAUUCGUGUUCGGCGGGGAAGCCAUCGCGGCGCUGAGAGGCAGAGCCAGGGGCAUCGGAUUGGAGAAUCCGAGCCGCACGGAGACAUUGUGGGCUUUCCUGUGGGAAUCCGCAAUUCGCGCUUCACAGAAUGAAGAACAGCUGCAAUGUUUCGCGAAUAUUGUUAGCAUCAGGAAUCGAAUGGGCCGGCGUCUGUGCAGAAACACGAUUGGGAAUAUGUUUGCAACCCCAAUUGCGUUCCGCAGCGAGGGCAGAGGAGGAGGAAAACAGAGGGAGACGAUGAAGGAGCUGGCGGAGGUUAUAAGGCGAUCGGCCCAGGGAGUCGACGAAGCUUACCUCGAUUCCAUCUCCGGGGAGGGAGGGAGUGAGGUCAUGUUUGACGCGAUGAAUCGGUUGGCAGGAAGAAUCGGUGGUAGCCAUGAGGUUCUGGCGGGGACGAGCUGGCUGCAGUUCGAUCUGCUCCGUAGUUUCGAGCUGGCCGGAUUGGGGAAACCGGUUUGGGUGAGCAUGAUGGGAGGGGCCAGAGGGGAUAGACGUUGUGUGGAGAAUUGCAUGAUCUUGAACGAGCUGGCCGGCGGCGAAGUUGCUGGUGGUGGAAUGGUGGAGGCAUGGGUAAGGCUAGACGAGGAAAUCAUGGCUGGUCUUGAACGCGACCCGGGAUUUCUUGAAUUUGCUUCUCAUAAUCCUGCUAUCGUUGUUACUUGAUUUGGGUGCACAAUUGUUUUUUUUUUUUUUUCUGUUUCCACCGAUGACUUCUCCGGUGGGUUGGCCACCGGAGGUCUUAUCUUAAGGUCUCUCAUCUCAUCAUGUGGUGAACGGUCUUCACUUUACGUCCGUUUGUUCGUGUUUUGUUUUAAUGAAUAAGUGGUGGCUAUCUUGGUCUGAACGUUUGGC